Messenger RNA from Fonsecaea nubica, 1452 nucleotides. RefSeq lists its product as hypothetical. NCBI's taxonomy places the organism in Eukaryota, Fungi, Ascomycota, Eurotiomycetes, Chaetothyriales, Herpotrichiellaceae. Bases 1 to 1452 code for a protein of 483 amino acids. Gene Ontology annotation, molecular function: heme binding; oxidoreductase activity, acting on paired donors, with incorporation or reduction of molecular oxygen; iron ion binding. The record is from RefSeq and is a predicted model, not a curated record. The transcript is spliced from 2 exons.
AUGCAUCGCCUCCAGUUCCUUCUUACAUUCUGCGAAGCUGAGGAGAGUCCCCGGUCCAUGGCUCUACACCAAAAGUACGGACCCAUUGUGCGAAUUGGGCCAAAUGAGGUCUCCUUCAAUAGUCUGUCUGCGCUGCGGACGAUAUAUGGUGCCGGCAGUGGCUUUGAGCGGACUUCCUUCUACCAAAUGUUCGAUGUUUAUGGCCGCCCAAACCUCUUCACGUUUGCUUCAGGAAAGCAGCAUCGCGAACGAAAAAAACUGAUUAGCCACAUCUACGCAAACCAGAGCGUGCUUGGAUUUGAUGCCGCACAGCUGGUCAAGCGGAAAGUGACAGGGUUUCUGACACUUUUGGAACGAGAGCCCGGCCUCGGGAAGGAGAUCUUUACGAGUUUACAUUACUUCUCCUUUGAUGCCAUAUCCGAAUUCGUGUAUGGUCCGGAUCAUGGGGGAACGACUGCGUUAUCGGGAUCCAAACAGUCCCGAGAGCUGAUUCAAGACAUCCUCAACUCGGCUCGUAGGAGAUUGGCAUGGUUCACCGUUUACUUUCCUUCUUACACAAAGUGGAUAACGACCCGCACAGGUCUGCUGGAGAGAUUGCUGACUUCGACGGGCCUGAUGCCUAUGCGGAAACCUUUCACAUAUUCGGGAAUCCGUCAGCAUGCAUUAAAGGCAUUCUACAGUUUCAAAAAUGCACCAGCUGCCGUGCAAGCAAAGGCUGCCGAAAGCACAGUUAUUGGCCGCCUCUUCAAAGUGCGAGAAGCUGCGGAUUUAUCUGACUUGGACAUUGCAUCCGAAUGCGCCGACCACCUCCUAGCCGGCAUUGAUACGACUUCAGAUUCUCUCAUGUUCAUGAUCUGGGCACUCUCGCUACCUCAACAUAAGAAAUACCAAGUCAAGCUGAGGGAGGAGCUGUCGCACAUCUCCGUGGAUAGCCAGGGGAUUCCAGAGCCCAAGGACUUGACCCAUUUACCCUACCUGAACGCGGUCGUACGAGAGUCUUUGCGGCUGUAUGCUCCUUUACCUACCUUUGAGCCGCGGUCUUCGCCAGUCGAUAUGGUAAUCGAUGGCUAUGAGAUUCCUGCAGGCACCAUCGUGGGUAUGUCACCAUAUUGUCUACACAGGGACGAGACCGUCUAUCCUUGUCCACUGGCCUUCAAGCCAGAAAGAUGGCUCACAUCUUCCGGCACACUGAUCCCAGAAUCAGACCUCAGGAAUCGAUAUUUCUGGGCCUUUUCUAGUGGUGCACGAAUGUGUAUCGGGAUGCAUCUAGCUAACGCAGAAAUGCUCACCUUGCUGGCUGCGUUGUAUCGGAAGUACAAGACAUCUGCAGAACAUCCCGACACGUCGCCUGGUAUCACAAGCCGCUUUGAAAUUUUCUCCGACGAGACGAUGCCCAAAAUGGUGGAACAUGAGUGUCUGAUUGACUUUGUGAGGCUAGAGCCAGAUGCUUGA